ACGCACACGCACACACACCCCUACACACGCAAGACAGGGCUCACUAGCGGCCGUCGGGUGAAUGUUUACCGAACAAGCAUAGAGUGGUGGUGCGGAAAGUGACAGUCACACUGGAGCCUUGGUGUAUGGUGAAACACAGGUGAUUUCUGCUUCCACGGUUGCAUUUUACAGCGGAAUGUUCACUCGAAGGGGGCAUGGGGACGUCAAGAAAUCUACACAGAAAGUUCUGGACCCAAAGAAGGAUGUUUUGACCCGACUGAAGCACCUGCGGGCGCUGAUAGACAUCAUUGACAAGAGUGAACUAAAGGCAUUCUUUGAAAGCAACUGCUCACAGAUUUAUUUUAUCUUCUAUGAAAAUUUCAUUACACUGGAAAACAGCUUAAAACAAAAAGGGAACAAAUCUCAAAGGGAAGAGCUGGACUCUAUCCUCUUUAUUUUUGAAAAAAUUCUUCAACUUCUGCCUGAGAAAAUCUACAACAGAUGGCAAUUUCACAGUAUAGGUUCUAUUCUGAAAAAACUUCUGCACACUGGAAAUUCAUUUAAAAUCCGCUGUGAAGGGAUCCGUCUCUUCCUGCUGUGGCUUCAGGCUCUACGGGACAAUUGCGCCGAGGAGCAGUUCCUUAUCUUUGCCUGUUUGGUUCCGGGAUUCCCUGCUGUUCCCUCCUCCAGAGGACCCUGCACGCUUGACACCAUCAUUAACAACCCAUCUUCUAACACCCUAGAAGCCAAGGUACAGCCUGAGGAGAUCACUCCGUUGGUUCCAGCUGUGUCUGGGGAGAAGGUUGCAGAGGACCUGACUUGUUACUUUCUUGAAACACUGCUCAAGUACAUGGUUAUCCAGGCAUCCAGUUUAGAAUGGAAGAACAAAGAGAAUGAAGACACAGGCUUCAGAUUUCUCUUCAGUCUUUUCAAAAAGUACUACCUUCCACAUCUAUUCCCGUCUUUCACCAAAUUCACAAAUCUUUAUAAGCCUUUGUUAGAACUCCCCCCGCUCAGAGCGAAACCCUUGUAUGUGCCGGUGACGAGGAACAACGAGAGCACCUUCUGCACCAGGGAUCAGUACUUGGCACCCAGGGUAGCCUUCAUCACCUGGUUGGUCACUUUCUUCCUGGAGAAGAAGUACGUCAACAGUGCUGCUGCAGCGCAGAGCGCCAAGAACGGCACUGAGGUCAUCCCCAAACUCAUCCAGACUGUCACUGCAGGCGGUAGCAGCCAGGAGAAGGAGAAAGAUAAGAGUACUGAUGGGGAUACUAGCGGACCACCAGGGGAUACAGAAAAGAGCCACUCUAACAGCAGCACGCUGUCUGAUCGAAGGCCCAGUGAUUCCAGUUUGUGUAGCAUUGAGGAGGAGCACAAGCAUGUCUACGACAUGGUGCACUGCAUUCUGCUGUCCACAAGGGACAAUGUUAAUUUUGUCAAUGAAGUCUUCCACCAGGCCUUCUUGUUGCCGGCUUGUGAAGCCUCAGCAACCAGGAAGGUUAUCAAAGUGUACAGAAAGUGGAUCCUGCAGGAAAAGCCCAUCUUCAUGACCGAGCCUGACCCAACUACCCAGGAAGAUGAAGUGGAUGAAAACUCGGAGCGUGUUCUCAGCACAGAUGCAAGCAUCACGCAUGUAAAAGCAUUUGAGAGUCACGGUCACAAACGCUCGUCAAGCUGGGGAAGGACUUACUCGUUCAGCAGUGCCAUCAAUCGGGGUUUUCUCACAGAGGAGCAGAAUAGAGAUGUUAAAGCUGGCAUGCAGCCUACACUACAGGUUUUCCUUACCAACUCAUCCAAUGUGUUUCUGUUGGAGCCAUGCCAGGACGUUCCGAAACUCCUGGAAAAUCAGGUUGAAGUGUGCAAGAAUGUUCUCAGCAUCUAUCGGCACAUGAUCAUGGAGCACAGCAUGACUACACAGACAUGGGAGCAGAUGCUGCAGGUGCUACUGAAGAUCACAGAGGCAGUAAUGAAGAGGCCACAAGAAAACCAAAGAAAAGACAGCUUUGCUGAAAGUUUAGCAUCCUUACUUUUUAGGACUAUUAUUGUGGCAUGGGUUAGAGCAAACCUCAUCGUAUUUAUAUCUCGGGAGCUGUGGGACGAGCUGCUGGCAGUGCUGUCCUCUCUUACCUGCUGGGAGGAGCUGGUGAUGGAGUGGGCCAGCAUCAUGGACUCGCUGACGGCUGUGCUGGCGCGCUCUGUUUAUGGCCUGGACAUGGCCAAUUUGCCUUUAGACAAACUCAGCGAACAGAAGGAGAAAAAGCAGCGCGGACGUGGAGUAAUCCAGGACUCCCAGAAGGCUGCUGCAGUUGCACGCUCAUUCUCAUUGAGCUGGAGAAACCAUGGAGAGCAGGGUGGGCCGGUAGCCCAGGAACCCAUGAGGAUUCGCUCUGCCACUACCUCAGGAGCCCCUGGUGUGGAGAAAGCCCGGAACAAUGUUCGACAGAAGGCCUCCGAUGUGGAAGAAUGUCAGCUCUCAGAAUGUGGAGGAGAAGAGGAGAUGGGGGGCAGGGAGAGUCCUCUGCAGCGGAGCAGCAGCACCUCAGACAUCACCCAGCAGCUCUCUGACACUUUACCAGCCCAGAAGAGAGACUACUCCCCCACUUCCUGUGGAUCUGAGGGCAGGACUGAGAGCAGUGAGCCGCCAGUGAUAUUGAUCCGACUGAGCAGCAGUCCAGCUGAGACAGAGUCAAGCACUGACGGACCCCCAACCUACACAAGACACAAACUCAGAGAUAAAAGUGAAAGUGUGAGUAGCGAGACAUCCAACGGCUACCUCAAUGAGGCAGAAGUUACGUGGCAAACAUUUGAUGAGGAGGCAGACACUCAGUCCACACAGUCGGCUCACAUGGACGUUACAGCUGACCCCCAGAAUCAAGGGAGUUUGCUGCUCAGCCACAAUGAUGCUCUAGCAGGUCCUGAGUGUGCCCUCCUUCCCCACUCUGCUCCUCCCUACCACCACAAUUACCACUACCCCCAAAAUCCCCCCUCUUCACCAGCCCUGCUGGUGCACACAGAGUGCCCGCGGGACUGUCCCCUGGAUGACACCAUGCAUCAGUCUGUCUUACACAUGCCACACCACUUGGACAGCAGUGAGUGUCUUGCCGAUGAUGUCAGCAUCAUUGCUGGGGGGACGCUGACUGGUUGGCAUCCCGAUUCUGCUUUUGUCCUGUGGAGGAGGAUUUUAGGCAUUUUGGGAGAUGUCAAUAACAUCCGGUGCCCUAAGAUCCAUGCCAAGGUUUUCUCCUAUCUCUAUGAUCUCUGGCACAAGCUGGCCAAGAUCCGGGACAAUCUUGGGAUCAGCGUGGAUAACCAGUCCUCUCCUCCCCAGCCUGUGUUCAUCCCUCCUCUUCGAAUGCUAGCAUCAUGGCUCUUCAGGGCAACCAUGCUCCAAGCAGAAUACAAGGCUGGCAAACUGCAGGCAUACAAGCUGAUCUGUGAGAUGAUGACCAGACACCAAGACGUUCUCCCCAACAGUGACUUCCUGGUGCACUUGUACCAUGUCAUGCACAAGGGCUUCAACAGCCAUGACCAGGACAUUUUGAAUACCAUCGUCCGCUCCUGCUCGCCCCGCUUCUUCUUCCUCGGUCUGCCAGGUUUCACAAUGCUGCUUGGAGAUUUUAUCACAGCUGCUGCCCAUGUUCUUUCUUCUGACUCCAAAGAGGCUCCAAGGAUAGAGGCUCAGACAAUCUUGGGCUCCCUUGUGUGUUUCCCCAACCUGUACCUCCAGAUUCCUGUUCUGCACAGUGUGCCUGGCUCUAAUGACAUCAGAGUAGGCAAUGAGGACGUCAAGAAUUAUCUGGUUAAGAAUCUUCUGGAUGCAGCCACAAAAGAAUAUUGUGAAGGAGCAAGGUGCAUUGCUGUAUGCAGCCUGGGCCUGUGGGUGUGUGAAGAGCUCACCCAAAAGAACAUUCACCACCAGGUUAAAGAUGCCAUCAAUGUUCUGGGAGUAACACUAAAGUUUGGAAACAAAGUAGUGGCCCAAGUCGCCUGUGACAUGUUUCAGCUGCUGAUUUCUCACUGGGAACAUCUCCAGCGGCUGGAUCCAACUCUUCCCAAGAAGAUAAUUGAGAUCUUUGUGGCUACAAUAGCCUUUUUGUUGCCAAGCGCAGAGCACUCAACAGUGGAAGCAGACAAAAAGAUGAUGGUUUCGCUGCUACUUUGCUUGCUGGACUGGUGUAUGGCUGUUCCCCUGAGUCUGCUGCUAGAACCCAUCACCAAGUCGUCUUUGGAGCCCCACUCAGCCAGCAAGGCCCCGCUCCUGGACUACAUCUACAGGGUGCUUCACUGCUGUGUGUCUGGCUCCAACCUGCACACCCAGCAGAGCCACUACCUGCUCAGUCUGUCGGACUUAUCUAACGAAUACGACCUGAUGUUGGGUCAGGUGAAGAGCUUCGAGCCACCACCCUCCCAAAUGACCACAGCAGACUUUGGCAACCUGUUGACAGUAGCUGAGGAGAAGCGCCGUCGAAACAUGGAGCUCAUCCCUUUGACGGCGCGGAUGGUCAUGACUCAUCUGGUGAACCAUCUUGGCCACCAUCCCCUCAGCGGUGGCCCAGCUCUCCUUCACAGCCUUGUGAGCGAAAACCACGAUAACCCGUAUGUGGAGUCGUCCGAGCUGUCCUCUGAGGUCUUUAAAAGCCCCAACCUGCAGCUGUUCGUCUUCAACGACAGCACGCUGGUGUCCUACCUUCAGAUCCCAGCCGAGGCGCCCACCGCAGGUCAACCCCCGCACCCUUCCUCCCAAGUUCGCAUCAUUGUCAGAGACAUUUCAGGAAAGUACUCUUGGGAUGGAACGAUUCUUUACUGCACUGCGCAGGAGGAUCCUGAUGUGGGUGCUUUCCAUCCAGCUGACCCGCCUCUUUCGAAAACCUCCAAUACUCACAGCAGAAACCAGCCAACUUCUCCGCUGAAAGGACAUUACAAAACUCACUGCUCCGUCUCAGACUCGCUCUCUAACUUCUGUGAAGAGGAUGAGGUCGAUGUGCUGGAUAAGCUUUUGGAGGACCUAAGCCACAGCAGCCCAGAAUGCCUUCCUCAGCCACGGCUACAGCUCAAUCAGCCAGCCCCGUUACCUCAUGGUAUGAACUUGGAACAAGAAAACGCUAUACUGGAGGCCAUUCUCCGUCAGACUCAACAGGAGGAGGAGCAAGUCAGGAAGUGGGAUGCCGAUGUGAGCUUUCGGGCUGCCUGCCAGAAGGAACCCUCCCACCAGGAACCAAAAGCUCCUUUUAACUUCUGCAGGCUGCUUCUUAAUGAUCUGGGCAUGAACUCAUGGGAUCGCAGAAAAAGCUUCCACUUGCUGAAGAAAAACUCUAAACUUCUAAGAGAGCUGAAGAACUUGGACUCCAGGCAGUGCCGAGAGACACACAAAAUUGCUGUGUUCUACAUCAGAGAAGGCCAGGAAGACAAGUGCUCCAUCUUGUCGAACUAUGCAGGCAGCCAGGCCUAUGAAGACUUUGUAUCUGGACUGGGAUGGGAGGUGGACCUGGCCACACACUGCGGUUUUAUGGGAGGACUCCAAAGGAAUGGCAGCACAGGUCUAACAGCUCCCUAUUACGCUACCUCCACUGUAGAAGUCAUAUUCCAUGUAUCCACGCGGAUGCCGUCUGAUUCUGAUGACUGUCUCACCAAAAAGCUGCGUCACUUGGGCAACGAUGAGGUGCACAUCGUGUGGUCCGAGCACACCAGGGACUACCGUUGUGGCAUCAUCCCAACUGACUUUGGAGACGUGCUCAUUAUCAUCUACCCAAUGAAGAAUCACAUGUAUUUUAUCCAGAUCAUUAAGAAGCCUCAGGUUCCUUUCUUUGGACCUCUGUUUAAUGGCGCCAUCGUCACCGGGUUGCUGUUGCCAAGUUUGGUACGAGCCACUUGUAUCAAUGCCAGCAGAGCUGUCAAGUCCCGGCUGACUCUCUACCAGAGCUUCUACGAGGAGCGAGCGCUCUACUUGGAGGCCAUUGUUCAGAACCACAGAGAGGUCAUGACCUUUGAAGACUUUGCUUCGCAGGUCUUCUCUCCCUCCCCAUCCUAUUCUGCGAGCGGAACAGGAUCCCUCACUGGCAGCGUGAGCCCUGAAGGUGGAAAUCCGACAGCGGACUCGGCCGAGCAGGUGUCUCCCCCCCUGCCUCGUUCCACCAAACAGAGAGUUUCGGGAAAACUCCGCAGAUCAGCGAGCGCUAUUAGCAAAUCUUCAAACUAAGCUCUUCAACCUGUCCCCCAUCCUCAAGUGUGAAGCCUUGAAUCUGCUGUGGAAGAACCUCAAACACCCUGUCGGGACUGCAAGAUUGUUAUAUUUUUGUUGGGUUUUUUUUAUGUUGUGUCGUAUAAACAUUAAUUUGAGCGUGGUGUCAUUUUUAAUUUAAGUGGCUAUCGAUGAUUUUUGUCUCUACAUUUCAGUUUGCUUUACUGGCUUAAUUGAGACAGGCACGAGACUAAACCAUGUUCAUCAUAGGAAGACUUAAGAGUCUUAAUGCAAUCUGUGAUCCAAGUGUGACUUUUAUUCUAAGACUCUAGAGCUCUCCGAAAGCGCUAGAAAAACUGAUGUUCUUACUAUAGUAAGGAAAUGGGAGACUGCUUCAAGCUGUUUCAUUGUCAGAUAAUUCAACACUUUAUGUAAAGCACUGAAUGACAGUUUGUGCUAAACUUGCACAGGAGAUUGGUGUCCUUAUAGAUAUUUGUCUUUUACCUCUUUUUGCACCCGCCACUGCCUUCCUACACCAGUGAUUCCACAUCAGGUGAGGUCUCAAGCUCAUGUCCUCCUCUGUAGCACCAGUUCAUUCAAUGUUUGUGGAAGACUGAUUGCAUUUUUGGAAACUUUUCCAGGUGGAUAAAUUUGCCAUGCACUACCACACCUGGGCACAUAGUCUCUGUAGUGUCCGAGUUGUUUUAUUUAAUUUUUUCUGUUUGCUUCUUUUUUUUUUUCACCCCAUCGUACAAUCGAUGGCAUCCUUCUAACUUGAAAUGAAAUUUGUUUUUUGUUUUUUUUACCAUUCUCAUUUUCCACAUUAAAUAGAUUCCAAUAGAUUUUGUCACCGUUUGAUUUAUGCAACUCUGCUGGAAUGAGAAAAGACCACGUUUAUAAUCGUUGUAUGAUGUCAUUAACCUAGGCUUAUGUCCGGUAAUUGGAUAAGUUUCCUCCUGUCUCUUUCCUCCGCCAUCAGUUUGCCCUGAUGACACUGACAUUCCAACAUUCCCUACCUACCAGUGUGUUUUGCACUCGCUCAUCACUAGCAUUGAAUGUUCCCCUAUUGUUGAGUUUGUUUGGGAUUCAAGUUGCUUUCCUUUGUAUGUUUUUUUUUCUGCAUUUGCUAAAUUGAAUGAAUUGAUUAAUCAUCUUGUUGUUGUAAUAUGAAUCCUGUGCUGUUUAGAGGAAAAAAACGCCAGACCCUCAGGUGAAACUUUACUCCAUGCACUGGUGUGUGUGUGGGUGUAUAUAUGUGUGAUGUAUGUGACAGUUUAGGGUUUUCAUGUACUCGAGUCUCUUUUAUGAAGCUUCUCAUAAUACCUGUGUAAUAAGAAAUGCCGAUAGAUCUAGAGAUGCACCAACAUGAGCUUUGUGGCUGAUUUUAACACAUCCAGAUUUUCCUUCAUGAUCUAUGAUACAAUAGCCUUCAAAGUAUUUUUUUCUAUUCUCCCGACUUUGACUGGUUGCUGUAAAACAGGUUUGAAGUUUUUUUUUUUGCUUUUUUUUUUUUUUGCUUUUUUUUUAGAAAGGCCAAUUGAUUGCGUUGACAUUUAAAACUGGCUUUUCUGACUUAAAUUAGCAAUUAGCACAGUUGGUACAACUAGCAUUCCUAAAACAACAGACUCCAUGCAUAUUUCAAGAGAAUGUAGAUCCUUAAGUCAGAUUUAACAAUGCAGUCAGCUUAUAAAAUGAGAUGAUAUACAUCUGUCUCUUGAGAAUUGGAUUAUGUUUUACAAAUCUUUUGGAAGGAAAAGCUAAAAAUCAUGGUUUUCUCAUUUUCAUUCAUUUCAAACCGUGUUUUAAAUAGUCGCUCUUUGCUAUGGAAUAAUCCGGUUCAGGUUUGAGCAGUCGUUUAUUAAUAAUGUUUAGACUCAAUGAAAACAGUUAAUUUGCCCUUUAUUUAUCAUCAAUGAGAUGAUUCAAAGUAAAUUCUAGCUUUAGCUUUGCUAGCAGCUAACUACUAGUUCCAUCAUUCCUCUUAAAUCCAUUAUAUUCAGUCUGUCUAUCUGCCACAUAUUUCUACCUAGUACCUGGUUUCUUCACAGCUGGUUUAACCAAAUGUUAUUGGUCACCCUGACAUCUUUAUUAGGCAACUCUUUUAACACAGCAGCUGAAGAACUUCUUCCUUUUUAGCUUCAAAAUUAAAGCUGUAAACAUAUGCAGGGGGGGACUCUGUUUAUUCUUCACCGUGAGAUAUUCUGAUAGCACUGGGAUAAUGCUACUUAGGACUGGCUUCACUGGGAGGGAAAAUAAUGUCAUUUUAAUAUACACAAAAUCUUAAUGCCCUGCUGCAAAUACUUUCCAAGUCACCACAUCCAUGACAGACAGUGGCUGAAAGCUCAAAAGGAUAAAACAAGCAAUGUUUCUAUUUUCCAUUUAGCCUUCCUGUUAUCUGCUGAAAGGUUUGCACUCUCUCUCUCUGCUUAAUAUAGUGGAAAGUCCCUUAUGCCUGUGCCUCCUAUGACUUCAUUACUAAAGCACUUAUCGAGACUGAAAAUGGCAAACUUUGAGUCUUCUUUGUUCAGUAACAGCAUCCACACCAAAGUGUGGUGUUGCUGGAUAUGGCCCACUAGAAAGUAAGGUUAAUUUUGAUGGGCUGCUUCAGCUGGAAACUGCUGGAAAAGCUCAUUUCUUGGUGCUUCUCUAAAUUUAAGGCUUCUUUUUCCACCAUGUUGAACAUUGUCUGAUCAUCUCUUUGGUAUAAUUGAUCCUUCUCCUCCAUCAUCUCUACACAUCCAUGUUUUGUGCCUCUCACAAAAACAACAGAUGGAUUUAGGAUUCUUUUUUUUUUUUCUUAGCGUCUUGCUCCAUCUUCAUCUCAGAAUAGAGUGUAACCAACUCCUGCUCUUUCCCAUGAUCCUCUCUGUCUCCAUGUGUCCUCCUGAGGCCCCGGCUGCUUAGGAGGGGGUUGAGUUUGGGUUUAGGUGGCGUGCCAGAGCUGAACUCUCACCAGACCUCUUAGCAACAGCCAGGCCAGCAGCACUCACAACCUGCAUGCUCAUGGUUGUCAUGGCAGCCAGGUGUCCAACCCCCACCCAUCUUUCCCCUCCACCCUCCAGCACUCACACUGUACACUCACACUUUCUGAGAGCUCCACCCAGGCUGCAACACUAUCCCCAUCUGUUGCACUACUAUGCCUUACUGUCUUUCUCCAAGAUCUCACCUCCUUUUGUUUGUUCAUUCCUACAGCAGAAUAUGAGGAAUCCAAACAUCAGGGGGUCUCGCAGAAAUGUUGUGCUUUUUAUUUGGUUGUCUUUUUGAAGAAUGUAUGAACGUAUAGGCCUGGAUCGCAACUGUGGUUUUUGUUUUUCCCCAAAGUCUCUCGAAGGAAAAACCAGCUAUGUGGAUCUAAAGAUUGUAGCUUGUAGAAUAAUGUGUUUUGAAGGGAUGUUUUACUCCUCUUUUAGUGGCUUAGUCACUGGAGGUGUUCGGACCAAGAUUGUGUGUCUUAUAUUUGUGAAGAAAAUGAGUUAGUUCUUAGACAUGUUAUUUUUCUCUUCUCGUUUUAGAAAUCCUUGUACAUUGUGUCAAUUUCAGGGGCCUCAUUGCCCUCAUAAUAUAAAUAUAUUAAUGCCUGUAAUAUAAUCUUUGUAUAAGAAAGCAAAAAAAGCUUGAAAUUUUCAUCAUUUGUCAACAUAUCAAAACUGUUUUUAAUGACCGAGGUCCUGCUAUCUUUCACUGGAAAUGUGAAAAUUGAAACAUUUCAUUAAAUUGUUUUUAAAAUUCUA
Molecule: messenger RNA, 9888 nt
Organism: Gambusia affinis (western mosquitofish)
Lineage: Eukaryota; Metazoa; Chordata; Actinopteri; Cyprinodontiformes; Poeciliidae
Gene: ralgapa2
Product: Ral GTPase activating protein catalytic subunit alpha 2
Exons: 40
Coding region: 176-6175 (1999 amino acids)
Biological process (GO): regulation of small GTPase mediated signal transduction; positive regulation of GTPase activity
Cellular component (GO): nucleus; cytoplasm
Molecular function (GO): GTPase activator activity
Source: RefSeq, a predicted model, not a curated record